Girardinichthys multiradiatus is the source of this 3235-nucleotide messenger RNA. RefSeq names its product phosphatidylinositol-5-phosphate 4-kinase, type II, gamma a (gene pip4k2ca). The record is from RefSeq and is a predicted model, not a curated record. NCBI's taxonomy places the organism in Eukaryota, Metazoa, Chordata, Actinopteri, Cyprinodontiformes, Goodeidae. The transcript has 10 exons. Gene Ontology annotation, molecular function: phosphatidylinositol kinase activity. Bases 1 to 1257 code for a protein of 418 amino acids. Gene Ontology annotation, biological process: phosphatidylinositol metabolic process.
AUGGCUGCCCUCGGCAACUCGGGGACUACUACAUCCAGUCCGAUGGUGGUCCUGGCGCCCAAGACGAAGACGAAGAAGAAGCACUUUGUUCAGCAGAAGGUGAAGGUGUUUCGAGCCAGUGAGCCCAUCGUGAGCGUGUUCAUAUGGGGCGUCAAUCACUCGGUCAAUGAUCUCGGCCAGGUGCCUGUUCCUGUCAUGCUCCUGCCUGAUGACUUCAAAGCCAACACUAAGGUCAAAGUCAACAACCACCUCUUCAACAAAGAAAACCUUCCCGGACAUUUUAAGUUUAAAGAAUACUGUCCUCAGGUCUUCCGAAAUCUCAGAGAACGUUUUGGUGUUGAGGAUCUGGACUUUCAGGUGUCUUUAACCCGGAGCCCCCCUGUAAGAAUUGCAGAUGAUCAAGGAGAGGGUCUCCUUCUCAACUCCUACGACCGAACUCUUGUUGUCAAGCAGAUCUCCAGCGAAGAUGUUGCAGAUAUGCACAACAUUCUGUCAGACUAUCACCAGCACAUCGUGAAGUGUCACGGCAGCACGCUGCUGCCACAGUUUCUGGGAAUGUACCGGGUGAGCGUGGACAGCGAGGAGGCGUACCUGAUCGUCAUGAGGAACAUGUUCAGCCACAGGCUGGUGGUGCACAGGAAGUAUGACCUGAAGGGCUCUCUGGUGGACCGCGAAGCAAGUGACAAAGAAAGGGAAAAAGAGCUGCCAACCUUUAAGGACAUGGACUUCAGAAACAACAUGCAGAAGGUGUACGUUACAGACGAGGAGAAGGAGAAGUUCAUGGAGAAACUCAACAGAGAUGUUGAGUUCCUGGUGAAGCUGAAGAUCAUGGGCUACAGCUUGUUGCUCGGCAUCCACGACAUUGGCCGAGCCGAACGGGACGAGGAGGAGAGCGGGGAGGUGUCCAAUGAGGAGGAGCUCGAGUCGGAGAACGGGCUGGCCCCGGGCCCUGCUGUGGGCUCGUACGGAACCUCUCCUGAAGGGAUCGCUGGUUACAUGUCCUCCUGCAAGCCUCUGGGGCCGGGGGAGUUCGAUCCCUACGUGGAUGUUUAUGCACUCAAAGGCUGCCCAGGAGCCCCCCAGAGGGAGGUCUACUUCAUGGGCCUGAUAGACGUUCUCACACAAUACGACACCAAGAAGAAAGCCGCUCACGCCGCCAAAACUGUCAAACAUGGGGCCGGUGCUGAGAUCUCCACGGUGCACCCGGAGCAGUACGCCAAACGCUUUCGGGACUUCAUCUCAAACAUUUUUGCGUAACACUGCCAUGAACGCUGCCAGAAGUCAUUCCAGUCGAGAGCUUCAACUAUAGAUCAACCGUAGUAUGAGCACAUGGAUCAUUAUUUAAAUUUGGUGAUGAGAUAAAACCUGUAGCAUUAUGAUCCAUAUAUUUAUUUUAAAGGUAUAUAUUUCUUUAGGUAUUGAACAUUGUUAAGAAGUAGACUGGGAGCAGUAGUGGAUGUGCUUUUGAUCAGUAUUGAGUUAAACCACAUCUGAUGGGGGUCUUAUUUUGAUUUUCUCGGGUUUUCUAACAUCAAACUAAGUAAACUGAUAAUAAAUAGUGGAUAUGUAUGCACCAUAAACAUGAGAGGAUAAAUUUAGGUUAGUAGAAGGGAGCUAGCUCUGUCCAGAAGGAACCGUUUUGUACGUAUAGUUGGAGGCUGCUUGGUCACUGGAUGAAGCGCGAUGGGCUGGAAACUCCACAGCUGAUGACGAACCUCCAAGGAUUUCUGACAGCUGAGGCAAAACAUAACGUUGUUCCCAGUAAAAUCUCUAACCUAAAAACAAUCUCACCAAAUUUCCACUAAAUGCUUUUCAGGUCGGCGCUUUUCCAAAAACCAACCAAAGAACAAAUCUUGAAAGAGUUGAAGAUACUCGGACCUGGUUAAUUAUGGACAGAGUUAAGCUGUUCCGUUUUCAGUCUUUAUGCUAAGCUAAACAUUUACUAUUAGUUUACUGUGCAGACACAAGUAGUUCUGCACUGAGAGGAGCAUUUCCCACAAUUAUUUCCUAACUUUUAAAUGAAUAAUACAUAGUUCUUGGUAGACAGUUAGAAUUAAAUAGUUUCUAGUAAACAUUUAUACCUGGAAGUGCGGCCUAUAGUUUCUAGAGUGCCAAAUGUGUGGGCCCAAAGCUUUAUCAGAGCAGAUCUUUGCACUUUGCAUACUGUUAGGGGUUGGUUGGGGUUUGAAAAGGAUCAAAUAUUUUCUGCUGUAAUUUUUGCUAAAUUUGUAGCAUGUUUUCAGAGGAGCUUUGAUAGAAACCAAGCAAUCCUAUCUAAGCCUGUGAACAUGUCUUCCAGCCCUGCCUGUUGUAGCGACUUCCACAGAACUAAUCAGGAACACGAGGAGACUGGUCCAAACUUUGGGCAGUCAGUUCUGCCUUUGACGACCAUCGUGGUUCUGCUAGACUCCAGUUUGAACAGUGUAGUGGUUUGUGCGUUUAAGUGGCUAAUGUGUGUUAUGUGGAUAACUGUGUUACAGUAAGAGUUCAAAAACAUUAGGAGUAGGAAGUACAUUUAGCUUAAUGGCAUUUAGGGUUAACACUAGGCGGUAUUUUAUAUACAGUCACACUACAUUUUAGCUGAUUGGUCUUAACACAAUGACAUUACCCAGCAUUCCUGGAGGCAGAAUGAAUGCAGUUAUCUUGUCUGUAUGAAGCCUCAUCUGAUCUGUGGUUGCACAUGAUGUGUUUUUGCAAAUCAGCUUUUGGACAAAAUUAUAUUUUACCUAGAUUUUCUGGAAACUGUUUACGUAUUUCUGUAGAAAUGUGUGUGUGCGCAUGGUGAGACUGUCUGUCUUUGUGUGACACCUUUGUCUUAGAAAUACCUCAACUUUUAAUGUUCAUGAUGCCCAGAGGAGGAACUCGGCAGAUUUUUGUUGUGAAACCUUUCCUCUGACAUCAUUACUCACUUAUCCGAUGAAUCGUCUGUUCAACGUGAUUCUUAGUUUCCUUUUUGCCUCAUCUUUAUGGGUCUGGAGGUUAUAUUUUCCUUGUAAACUAAACUACUACUGCUAUGUUUGACACUAAAAACUACUGUCAGUUUAAAAUGGUGGCUGACUGCUUUGGCGUGUAGCAUAAAGAGUGAUUUAUUUAUUUUUUUCCUUCUCUGAAUUUUCAAGAAAAAAACUAAAUAUUUGCUCUUUUAAUAUGCUUGAUUGAACAUUUAGUAUGUAAACCUGCUGCAGAGAGCGCAACUGAUGCAACAAUGUUAAUAAAGCAACGGAUUUAAGUUUUU